AUGAAGGGAAGGGUCCUGCGGGCAGGGGCGACCGCUGCGCCGCCGCUGAUUGGCCGCCUGCCGCCAGCGUCAGGAUUCGGAGGCAGUAGCAGAACUCCACCACCACGCAGCAGCCAGCGCUGGAUACAUCCAUGGAUACACCUCACCCAAGGCUCGCCGUGCUGGGUGGCAUCCGCCGUGACGAGACUGUUCUUGCGCUGGCCGCCGUCCAGAGAGGACGAGGCCGUGUCGCACGCAGCAGAUGAAAUCGCACAAGGCCGCACGCUCGCUGCCCAUCCUGCUGCCCUCUGUUUGCUCGACUUCGCUGCGUUGCUGCGCUCGCCGCCGAAGCGCCGUCCCGCUGGCUAUUUUCUGCGCGCUAUCGAACGGCGCCCCGAAAUCUCCUUUUCAGUGCGUGGCCCGAUCCAGGGUGCCCGUUUGAGCGCGACUCCGCAAGGCACGGCUGGGCUGGCGACUCGCAGGCUCUUGUGGGCCCCUGCUUUGCUCAUUUGGCGAAGCUCCCGCUCGACGGUCUGGGCGCCGCUCGCUGUGUUAGACGGCUUAUUCUGCGCUCUUCCUCCUCACCACCGCUCCGCCUCGCCCACGCCUCCCCGUCUCUCCCAUCCUCUCGACAAUUCUCGACCGGGAACGCUCACUGCGAUAUCGCCUGCAGUGUGCACUUCUACCGCCGUCGCAGUCCCCUUCACCUCCGUUCUCCUUACGACCAUCCGCCCACGACCCGCCCCGGGUAGCCGCUCCUUCGCCCGCCCACCCUCUCUCGCUCCACCGUUCCUUUGCUCGUAAUUCAGCCAGCUGUGUCCCGACCGUUUGCUCGUCAACGUCGAAGUCGCUCGUUUCUCGCAGACCGCCUGUCCAGUCCGUCCCUCGCCGCCCUCACCUGACCCUGUCCACGCGGCGCCUUCGAUCAGGAACAAAGGCACCCUCGCCAAACGAUCGGCAAGCACAUCCUUUGUGCGCAGCGUGGCAUCGUCGCAUCCCAGGAACACUUCUUUGAGGGUGCAUCCCGCUGCGACAGGUCCUUUGUUGCGGCUCGCCUUCCAUAGACAGCUGGGCGUGUGUCGGGUUUCGGUUGAGACAACGCUACGCCCGCCGCACUGGGACUGUCGAACUGUUUCCUCGCGAAACCAGAAACGACUGUACCGAACAUGACGGCAUAGGCCGACUGGACGAACAAUCCUC
This is a messenger RNA of Trematosphaeria pertusa, 1179 nucleotides long. RefSeq lists its product as uncharacterized. Bases 1 to 783 code for a protein of 260 amino acids. NCBI's taxonomy places the organism in Eukaryota, Fungi, Ascomycota, Dothideomycetes, Pleosporales, Trematosphaeriaceae. The transcript has 2 exons. The record is from RefSeq and is a predicted model, not a curated record.